Coregonus clupeaformis (lake whitefish) is the source of this 3395-nucleotide messenger RNA. It is a transcript of the gene dnajc21, whose product is annotated as DnaJ heat shock protein family (Hsp40) member C21. Gene Ontology annotation, cellular component: cytoplasm. The record is from RefSeq and is a predicted model, not a curated record. Gene Ontology annotation, molecular function: zinc ion binding; nucleic acid binding. Bases 257 to 1945 code for a protein of 562 amino acids. The transcript is spliced from 12 exons. Lineage: Eukaryota; Metazoa; Chordata; Actinopteri; Salmoniformes; Salmonidae.
CAGUGUUGAAGCGAGUCCACGAUGUGCGGUGAUGUUCAAGCUGCGAUACAAGGACAACCUAUGCAUUUUUAAGUAGAAUGAAAAUUAAAUUUCUUUAUAGAUCUGUCCACUGUUAUUCAUAUCAUUAGGUUACUGCUGUACUUAGUUUUUCUGUUUUGAGGACAGCGAGAGCUGUUAGCUUAGCGUUUUAGUUAGCUAACAUUAGCAACAGGCCAAAUCGUGUGGAUUUCAGCUAGCAGAACCAGCUCAACUCAAAAUGAAGUGUCAUUACGAGGUAUUGGGUGUCAAAAGGGACGCGACUGAUGAUGAUAUGAAGAAGGUCUAUCGGAAAUUAGCCCUGAGAUGGCAUCCAGAUAAGAACUUGGACAAUGCAGAUGAGGCAGCUGAGCAGUUCAAACUGAUCCAGGCAGCCUAUGAAGUCCUGAGCGACCCACAGGAGAGAGCCUGGUAUGAUAACCACAGAGAGGCUCUCCUGAAAGGCGGGGUCAGCGGGAAGUAUGCUGAUGAAAGUGUUGACCUUGUCCAGUUCUUCACUGUCACCUGUUACUCUGGUUACGGGGAUGAUGAGGAGGGUUUCUACACAGUGUACAGGAACCUGUUUGAGUCCAUAACUACAGAAGAGAUGGAGCACAGUAAAGAGGAGGAGGAGGAAGAAGAGGAGUUCCCUUCGUUUGGAGACUCUCAGAGUGACUAUGACACGGUUCACCUCUUCUACGCCUACUGGCAGAGCUUCUGCACCCGGAAGAAGUUUGCUUGGAAGGAGGACUAUGACACGAGGCAGGCCUCCAACCGCUGGGAGAAGAGGGCCAUGGAGAAGGAGAACAAGAAGGUCAGAGACAAGGCCAGGAAGGAGCGCAGCGAGCUAGUGCGUCAGCUGGUGGCGUUUGUGCGUAAGCGCGACAAGAGGGUGCAGGCCCACAAGAAGCUGGUGGAGGAGCAGAACGCUGAGAAGGCCAAGAAGGUGGACGAGCUACGACGCAAGCAGAAACUGUCCCAGGCCAAACAUGCUACAUAUAACAUCUCCUCUCCCAGACUGGCGGAGGAUUACAAGGAGCAGAGCUGGGUAGCCAUGUCUGAGAUGGAGAAGGAGCUACAGCAGAUGGAGGCUCGGUACGGAAAGGAGUUUGGAGACACGUCAUCGAGCGAGGAGGAGGACCAGGGAAGAGGGGAUGAACAGAAAGAUGAGACAGAGGAACUUAUGGAUGACUAUUAUGACGACCUGUACUGCCCUGCAUGUGACAAAUCCUUCAAAUCAGACAAAGCAAUGAAGAAUCACGAGAAGUCAAAGAAACAUAGAGAGAUGGUGGCGUUACUACGGCAACAACUGGAAGAAGAGGAUGACGCCCUCGGUCUGAAGGAUGAGCAUGAGGAAGAGGAGGAUGAAGAACUAGAAGAAGCUCCAAAACAAAAGCUGUCUAAAAGGCAGAAGAAGAAAAAGAGACUACAGAAAAAUGGGCGGAGCCCCACAGAGGAGGUAGACAAGGACGCUGCCUCAGAGCCCACCUCCACCCCUAAAGACACCCCCACAGACAACAGCCCAGAGAGCCCUCCAUCAACACAGACCAGCGGUGAGGCAGAGGACACCCAGCCUGCCGCAGACCCCCGGCAGACAGCUGCGGACAAACCCUGUGAGGACCCAACAGAGGACGGACAGCAGGAGGAAGACCUCACAGCCACAGAACCAAAGAGCUCUGGAAAGACUAAGGGGAAGAGGAGUGAAGGAAAGGACUGCAAAAAGAAUGGCCAACCACAGGGAGGAGGAGUGGAGCCAGGAGGAGCAGAGAAGGAGCUGAACCUGCGCUGUGUGACCUGUCACUAUGAGUUCUCCACCAGGAACAAACUGUUUGACCACCUGAAGACGACGGGACACGCUACAGCUGUAUCACACGGCGGCAGUACGCCCGCCGCAGGGAAGAGCAAGAACGAGAAGAGGAAGAACAGAUGAUGGGGGAGAGGGGACAUGUGCCAAAGACUAAAACCAGCCCGACUGAAAGACUCACUGGGCUGUAGAGAUGGGGGGGACUGUGUACGGUCUUACUUCAUAUAAUAGGAGGCCACUUAUGGCAUUGAAGGCCUGGAAUUUUUAAAAACGUUAAAGACUGUCUGAUUGCUGUUUUUAGGUUUUUUGCAUGUUAGAAAACAAUCAAUGUGUCCAGUCAUGGAGGACUGGAUGUUGGCUGGUGAUCCUGCAUAGCCAACUCUUACGGCCGUUGUCAAAUGACCAUAGGAGAUGGUUUUGCAGCACAAACAGAUCUGAGACCACCAGGCUAGACUGGAUAAAGUGCUUCUGGAGGAUCUUUUUGUCUGGCCAGCCUCCACACCCUUAUUAACCCUCUGCAGGGUUGCCCCCUAGAGAUAAUGUAAGGAAGUGAGCCAAGUCCAACUGGUAUCUACUCCACCAUUCCAAUGCUACCAUGGUAGAGGUGCUGCCACUGCACCUGCUCAGAAGUACAUGCUGCAGAAUUCAGCAUUGUGUCAACAACGUCCAUUUUGUGUCGACUGAUCCUUUGAUGUCUUGCAGCUGUUCUGGUCAGGGACAUAAAGCAACUGGACUCCAGUGUCUGGAUGUUAUUCCUGUUUUGAAACGGUAUUGUGAUGCCGCUGCUCACUAUAUUUAUUCAAAUAACAAUCUGACUCUGUGUUAAAGCUUCCACUUCUUUCUUACAAAAAAUAUACUGCAUAAACACUAAGAAAGGUUUAAUUGAAUUUGGCAGUAAAGAGCAAGAAGGUCCCGCCCACUUAACUCCCAAUUCACAGCUUUAUUGACAACGUUUCGAUCCUAAACGGAUCUUCGUCAUUUUUUUUUUUUACCAGACGAAGAUCUGUAAAACGUUGUCAAUAAAGCUGUGAAUUGGGAGUUAAGUGGGCGGGGCCUUCUUGCUCUUUACUGGCAGUCUUUAUUAGUCCAGCACUUAAAUUAAGGAUGUGCGUAUGACCACUAACCUUUCAUUGAAUUUGCCGCUACGUCUGAUGAAUAAAUCUUUCACGUCUAUAGUGUUUAUGGCUCACUUAAAAUCUAUUUAUGCAGGGUUUCGCAAUCUACUUACAAUUACUACCAAUUACAAUUCAAAGAGACUAUUUACAUGUAAAUAAAAGGGGCAUGUAAUUGGACCAUAUAAGAUGAGAAAAGAGCCAGCGGAUAUGAACUGUACCACCCCACUCAAUGUAAAUCAUCUAGACCUAAGCAAGUACUUGUCUACCCAAAGUCUCAAGAUCUAUUGGGCUUUACAUGCACUCAAAUUGUAAGAGACUGACACACAAGUAAAAUACUGGUCGGCUUUAUUUCAUGUUUUGACCCAGUCUGUCCAUGCACCUCACUGGCAGUAGGUGAAGAGGUGUACCAUGUAUUUAUUUGACAAGUUAAUAUAUUCACAAUUAACACAUCAAUAAAACUU